CAAGCUUUCGUUUGGAAUCUAUGGCUUUUGGCUUGUUUGCCACGGAUUGGCCGUUCCAAAUGUUAACCUUUUGCGAGAUUAUCUGAGAUGGAAACAUUUGAGUUUGAUUAAUGUUUUCCAUUGCUUGGAACAGAGAGAUGAUCUGCUAUCGCUUGCUAGAAUUUUGGAAAAUUUGUUCCAACGACAGGUUCACUACCAUGACAUUUCCAGUUUUAAUGGCUCCAGCUGGAACCAUUUGCAUACAAUGCGGCACGAUUACAUCAAUGUGGGAUCAACGGUUGAUCUGAGUUGUCCAAAAGUUGGAACAUUUUUCGAUGUCAUUUCGGAAAUGGAAUAUUUCAAUGCAUCUCACAGUUGGUUGAUGUUUGGGGAGGGCUCUCUGGAGCCACUCUCCUGUUUGCUCGAUAAGCAGAAUUUUAAUGUAGAUGCCAAAGUAACAUUGGUGGCACCGGAUGAGGUGGAUCGAAAGCUAUACAAUGUUUACGAUGUUUAUAGUGUGAUGAGGAAGCGUGGGACCAAAUUGAAUAUAACGCUGAUGGGUUACUGGAAACUGGAAGAUGGGCUUCGAAUUGUUGUGAAUGAAACCGAAUACGAACGGCGAGUUGAUUUCGGGGGGAUUUGGUUGAAAGGUGUUGUAUCGGACCUCCAUCAAGCAAACCACACAAGUUUAGUGGAUCAUUUGCUUAGUCGAGACACAGUCACUGGUUAUGCGCUUCAUCGCUAUGGAUACAUCAUGUGGCAAUUUGUGAUGAAGAAACACAACUUUACACUGAAGUUAAUUCGAACACCAUCGUGGGGUAUGACGAAUACGGAUGGACAUUCUCACGAAGGAAUGAUUGGUCAGCUGGCAGCGCACGAAGUCGAUGUUUGCGUCAAUGCUUUGGCGUACAAAAAGGAACGGAUUGAGACGUUUGAUUACACCGUCACCGUUGGUAUGUCAAAGCGCCUAUUCGUGUUCCGACAUCCACGGUUCGGCCAGAGUCGAAAUGUGUUUCUGCAACCAUUCCGGGUGGAGCUUUGGAUGGCCCUCACGGCACUGAGCCUGCUUUCGGCCGCCCUCCUGUACGGAACUUGCUAUGCCGAAUCUCUACAGGCCCCCCACGACAAGGAAAUUCGCGACAAUCGUUCACAAUCGUUGCUGAACGUUUUGGGCAUUUUAUGUCAACAAGGAUUUCUGACAAGAACAUUGUUCAACUCUACUCGAAUCAACCUGUUCAGUAUGCUGCUGUUUUCGUUUUUGAUUUAUCAAUUUUACUCAACAUACAUCGUCGGAUACCUACUAAUAAUUCCGCCGAAAUUCAUGACCCUGUUGGAACAUCUUCUUCAAAGUAAUUUGAAAAUUCUGAUUGAGGACAUCGCCUACAAUAUUGACUAUCUCAAUAGGACAACUGAUCCCGUCGCUGUAGAACUCUACCAGAAGAAGAUAUUGAACGGAGAACGUAACUUCCUGAACGUGACGGAAGGAAUCGAGCGUAUCAAAGAGGGCGGAAGUGCGUUCCUGUUUGACACCGCCUACGGAUAUCCGCUGAUUUCACAGACAUUUACCGAUCACGAAAUAUGUGACCUGCAGGAGAUCUAUCUGUACCCAAUUCGGCCGGUUCAUCUGCCACUGGUAAAGGGUAGCCCCUUUAAGGAAAUGUUUCGGAUAACAAUGCGCAAGGUGGUCGAAACUUCCGUGGCUCAGUAUCAGCAGAAGUUUUUCUUCACCGAACGGCCCAAGUGCUCCCGUAGUGAUUUGGAAACGACGCCGGUCAUUCUGGAACACGUGGCAUCGCUUUUUUUGACGUUACUUUAUAGCAUUUUGGCCAGCGGGGCUAUUCUGAUGGCUGAAAUUGGAUUAAGGUUGGUAAAGAAGCGUUUCAAGGAGAUAUCUGUCAAAGUUGACUAA
This is a messenger RNA of Uranotaenia lowii, 1888 nucleotides long. Its product is annotated as ionotropic receptor 75a-like. The coding region runs from base 245 to 1888 and encodes 547 amino acids. The transcript has 7 exons. The record is from RefSeq and is a predicted model, not a curated record. Lineage: Eukaryota; Metazoa; Arthropoda; Insecta; Diptera; Culicidae.